AUCAAAAUGGCCGACUGACUAAAUUGUUGUCCGGCGAGUUUGUUUUGAAGGAAAAACACUCGCAUACCUUCUAAAGUUCACAAUUAACCACGAUAUUAUCAAUUAUGGCGGUCGCCGAUAUUGUGUCAUUUUAUGAACUAGAGACAUUCGGAGGAACGUCCGUAUAAAUGUGGAGUACCGUGUGUUUACGAGUCGAAACUGUGAUGGCUACCUUCGCCAGCAAAGCUCGAGUGCCUGUACCUCCUGGGCCAACCCGUCCAAAAUCAAGUGUCGUAAGACAAACUAAAGGGUCAACUCGGGAAGUGCGCUCUACAGCUACAACUCCGACAAAUAAAAAGAAUAACCUGACAGCAGUGGCUGGACACAGUAAAUCAGACAGCAAUAUCUCAGCUGCAUUUCAUAAAUUAAAAUUGCAAGACAAUAAUCACAGAAGUGUUGCUGUUUCUCAGACAAAGAGGACUUUGACCACCACAAGAAAAAGUAAAAGCACUGACUGCAAUACUAUUGAAGAUAUAGCACGGUUUAUUUUAAAUAAAAGAUGUAAAAACAUAGUAGUCAUGGCAGGUGCUGGUAUCAGCACUCCCAGUGGAAUACCAGAUUUCAGAACCCCAGGAACAGGUUUAUAUGACAAUCUAAAAAAAUACAGAAUACCAUAUCCUGAAGCUAUUUUUGAUAUUGAUUACCUUCUACGAGAUGCUCGACCGUUUUUCACCCUUGCCAAAGAAUUAUAUCCUGGCAACUACUCACCAAAUUAUGUGCAUUACUUUGUGCGGAUGCUACAUGAGAAGGGAUUGUUACUGAGAAUGUAUACUCAGAAUAUAGAUGGACUAGAAAGAUUGGCAGGAAUUCCAGCAUCUAAAUUAGUAGAAGCUCAUGGUACUUUUGCCACAUCUUCCUGUGUAAGAUGUAGAUUGAAACACAGCAGUGAUGAAAUCAAGGACAAAAUCAUGACUGGUAAAGUACCACGUUGUAAAGCACCUGUGUGUACGGGCAUUGUCAAACCUGACAUUGUGUUUUUUGGUGAGGAUUUACCCAAAAGGUUUUAUUAUUACCUGAAAGACUUUCCACAGUGUGAUUUAUUGGUUGUCAUGGGAACAUCCUUAGAGGUUUAUCCAUUUGCUGGUAUUGUCGACUCAACCAGGUCAUACAUACCAAGGUUGCUCAUCAACAUGAAUGCUGUUGGGCCGUUUGCAAGAAAUUCUAGGUUCAAUGAUGUAGUUGAAGUCGGUGACAUUGUGGAAGGUGUUAAAAAAUUUGCCAGGGUUUUAGGCUGGAAGAAAGCUAUGGAUGAUCUUAUUAUAGAACAGUGUGAGAACAAAAAGGAUGAAGACAAUAGUAAAGUUGAGAGUGACGAAGCCAGUAUGAGUAGCACAACUGGAAUAACUAGUGAAAACAACCAAGGUGUGAAUAAAGAAAAUAACAAUGUGAAAAAUGGAGUUGUAGAACCAUCAUCAAAUGUCAAACAUUGUGACAGUUCAGUCAAGGAUCAAGCAAAUGCACCUGUGACUAGUAAGAACUCUGGAAUUGAAACCAAACUUACGAGCCAGACCAAUCCAACUCGUAAAGUAUUACCUAAUUCAUCAGCAGGACCAUCAUCAACACAAAAUCGAACUUACGGAACUUCUGCGUCGUCUGCUAAGAGGUCAGCUGUAGUUCAAGAAAGCGUAGCAGAUUUAAGCUUGGGGAGAAAUGUGUAUUCCCAUACUGUUAAGAAUAAAGUGACUUUACCAAAGAUAUCAACGCAUCAAUCAAAGAGAACGUUCAACUACGUGAGUAAUGGACAUAGGGUUAAAUUAGCACCACCACACUCUUCGUCAAGUAGUAGCGAUAGCGAGGAUAGUUCUUCCACUACUUCUUCAGACUAAA
This is a messenger RNA of Saccoglossus kowalevskii, 1866 nucleotides long. RefSeq lists its product as uncharacterized. Gene Ontology annotation, molecular function: histone deacetylase activity, NAD-dependent; NAD+ binding. The record is from RefSeq and is a predicted model, not a curated record. Lineage: Eukaryota; Metazoa; Hemichordata; Enteropneusta; Harrimaniidae. Gene Ontology annotation, cellular component: nucleus.